Brachypodium distachyon (stiff brome) is the source of this 1390-nucleotide messenger RNA. RefSeq names its product L-lactate dehydrogenase B. The transcript has 2 exons. Gene Ontology annotation, biological process: carboxylic acid metabolic process. The coding region runs from base 150 to 1214 and encodes 354 amino acids. Lineage: Eukaryota; Viridiplantae; Streptophyta; Magnoliopsida; Poales; Poaceae. The record is from RefSeq and is a predicted model, not a curated record. Gene Ontology annotation, cellular component: cytoplasm. Gene Ontology annotation, molecular function: L-lactate dehydrogenase (NAD+) activity.
AAAUAUCGCCUCCCCCCAAUCCCCAUUCCCCACACCAAAGAAGAAAUCAUCCCAUAAACAGUCCAAUCCAAUCCCCAUUCCUUAAUUCGCAUUCAAAUCCAUCGAUCUCAUUCUCAUCCCAGCAGCAUCUCGUUCCAAGGAAGAAGAAGAUGCACAAGACGUCAUCGCUGUCGGAGCUGGGCUUCGACUCGGCGGAGGCCUCGUCGGGCUUCUUCCGCCCGGUGUCCUCCGGCUGCCCGCCGCCGUCCUCCUCCCCGCACCGCCGCCUCACCAAGGUCUCCGUCAUCGGGGCGGGCAACGUGGGGAUGGCGAUCGCGCAGACCAUCCUGACCCAGAACCUGGCGGACGAGAUCGCGCUGGUGGACGCGCUCCCCGACAAGCUCCGCGGCGAGGCGCUGGACCUGCAGCACGCGGCGGCGUUCCUCCCGCGGGUCCGCAUCGUCUCCGGCACCGACGCCUCCGUCACCAGGAACUCCGACCUCGUCGUCGUCACGGCCGGGGCCAGGCAGAUCCCGGGCGAGACGAGGCUGGAUCUGCUCCAGCGGAACGUGGCCCUGUACCGGAAGAUCGUGCCCCCCGUGGCCGCCUGCUCCCCCGAGGCGCUGCUGCUGGUGGUUUCGAAUCCUGUGGAUGUGCUGACCUAUGUGGCGUGGAAGCUGUCUGGGUUCCCGCCGAGCCGUGUGAUUGGGUCUGGUACCAACCUUGAUUCAUCUAGGUUCCGGUUCCUCAUCGCCGAGCACCUCGACGUCAAUGCCCAGGACGUGCAGGCUUACAUGGUGGGGGAGCACGGCGACAGCUCCGUGGCGAUCUGGUCGAGCAUCAGCGUGGGCGGGAUGCCGGCGCUCAAGUCGCUGCAGGACAGCCACAGGAGCUUCGACGAGGCGGCGCUGGAGGGCAUCCGGCGCGCCGUGGUGGGCGGCGCCUACGAGGUCAUCGGCCUCAAGGGAUACACCUCCUGGGCGAUCGGCUACUCCGUCGCCAGCCUCGCCACCUCCUUGCUCCGUGACCAGCGCCGGGUGCACCCGGUCUCCGUCCUUGCGGCGGGCUUCCACGGCAUCUCUGACGGCCAUGAGGUGUUCCUCAGCCUGCCAGCACGCCUCGGCCGCGGUGGCGUCCUCGGUGUCGCCGAGAUGGACCUCACCGAGGCUGAGGCCGCGCAGCUCCGCCGGUCUGCCAAGACGCUCUGGGACAACUGCCAGCUCCUCGGCCUCUAGACUCUCAUCCAUCACCACUUCACAAGGGACCAAGUUCUUAAUCUAUCUAUCUUACUACGCACCGUAAUCUGCAUGUUGCUGCCUGGCUACCACGCGAAUGUUUGUGUUAAUGUUGAGCUGUCAUCUUAGUUCUGAGUUCUGUGAAAUAAAGUGUGAUUCGGUGCGAGCGUUGCUAA